UCAACACGGGAGGUCGCCACGAAUUCUUCUGCUUCGAAAUUGCACCUCCUUGCCUCCUUUCACAGCGUCGUCGCCUCUCCCGUUUUUUCGCAAGAGCUAAAGAAAAGCAUAGGUCAGCUGCUGUGUUUACGUCUUGUACGCCGUGCCUCGUACGCCUCUCACGAAGUUCAGUCGGCUCAUCUGUGUCCCUGUGACCGGAAGGCGACCUGGGAUACCCGUUCUUCGCGCGACCUUCUGCAUAUCGUCUGUAUGAUUCGUUGUCGUCUGCGUGGUGUCACGGUUGUCGUCGCUAUGGGUGGAGGCUUGGUUGCCCAGCUACAACCAGAUACAGUGCGCGUAUUGUAUCCCCGUUUGUAAACAAACAGCUCCGCGCAUGUUAACGAGUGGACACUCGGUCUUUUGACUCAUAUGGGCAAGGUUUCGUGAAGUAAGAGCUGAUUCCGGGGGACCUGGCGCGCACAGUCGUCUGCGUCGAAGAUGGAGACAAUCGGUGUUCAAACGCAAGCAGCUGUUGUGUCAUCGAGCGAUGUGCGUGUUAGCGACGAAUAUGAUGGUGAAAAUUAUACGGAUGGAAGCGGUAAUGCUUCAGAAGCUCCGCUUGUGCGCAGACCGGUAAGCAAGUCGAAGUCCCUCGACGUCGAUAAUUUGCGCUUUAUUUUGGAAUGCUUCUUCUUGUCAUUCGGACCGGAGUGUCCGCAACUUGGUCGAUACCAUCCGAGCUCUGACCCUGAACGCUACGCGAGCGAAUGGCAGCCGUCGGACGUCAUUGUUUCCACGAAAACUGCUGGGUGCGGAGACGCUCCCCCGACUUCCGAUGCUAGGCCCGGAACAACGACGUCCGCCCUGCCGCUACCGCUCAACGCUGACGACUUGCAGCGUCAAACCUCUUUGAACGGCGUCUUCUUUCCGGACGAUCUCAUCCUUCGAGAACUCUCUGAAAUGAGGGCGUUGCUUCACAGGUUGCUUGUGGACCAUCAGGACGCUGGACACGAAAACAACGACCUCUUAGAAGUCCUAGAUUUCUUGCCAGACUCUGGUCCCAUUCCAGAAGAACCCGUGCCGCACUUUCCGGUGGGGAGUUGGGGACUUCGAGAGUGCGGAAUUUGCCUCGAGACACGGUGGCUAUAUCUUCGACCAUGCUGUAAUUUCCCAGCAUGUUCGCAGUGCUUAAAAAAAUACUAUACCUCCAAAGUGGCACAGAUGCAGCUCAAGAUUGAAUGCUGUAAUGUUGGGUGCAAACAGUAUGUUCACAGGGACGAGAUCAGUGCUCGACUGCCGCAGGACAUCAAGAAGCAGUUCCACAACCUCAUCGAGUCUGCCAGCUUGGCUUCAAAGUCAAAAACUUGCCCCCACUGCAAUCAUGUAUCCCAGAAACCCGGUUCUCCACCUCACCGCUCAUGGACACAUUGGACGUUGAAGAAAACUCCGAAAGAACCCGUCGUCUGCCCAUCGUGUGGACUUUCCUGGUGUUUCUCCUGCCAUUCCCCGUGGCACGAUGGCAUGACCUGCCGAGAGUUCCGCAAAGGUGACCGACUUCUCAGGUCGUGGGCCAAGUCAGUCAGUCAUGGCCAAGUCAACGCGCAGAAGUGUCCUCGGUGCAAGAUAUUCAUCCAGAGAACCAGCGGAUGUGAUCACAUGCACUGCGCUCGCUGCAAAACCCAUUUCUGCUACAGGUGCGGAGACAGAUUUAGACAGCUCAAGUUUUUCGGAGACCACUACAGCAAACUGAGCAUCUUCGGGUGCAAGUUCCGCUACAAGGCCGACAAGCCGGUUCAGCGGAAGGUGAUCCGUGGAGCGGUUUUUGGAGGCAAACUGGCUGCUGCACCGUUGAUCGGGCUGCUCGCCCUCUGUGCUGGUGUGAUCGUUGUAGGGGUAGGAGUUUUCGCGUUCCCUCUGUACGGUGGCAUGAGACUGGUUAGGAAAUAUGACAGUCGAAAGAAGUCGGUUGAUCUGCGCGCGGAGCCAAUUGGUCAACGAGUAUGGGUUGCAUAACGCGCCUCCUGCGGAAUAUGUUGCAGAAGUCUGGAAACAAAAGACUGUAUCCCGCAGCGCAUACUGACACCCACUUUGCUCUACGUGUGCUUCGGAGGGGGGGGGGGGGGGGAGAGAAUAUUUAUGUUGUAGGCACAGGCACAUAUAUUUUUUAUUACGUGUAGUCCUGUGCAGCGAGGGCCUGAACUCAUAAAUGCUACGAGAUCUAGUAGCCGUGCGGGUAUUUAUAAGUAGACAUACGAAGUGAUUUCUUGUGAGCUGUUAUCAUAUUGUCACUUCCUGAAUCCUGAAUCCUGAUAGCUUCCUGUUCCAACAAAAAUAGGUGUUGCCUCAGCGAGAUAAAUAAAUGUUACCCUAAUUUAUUUUUAUAGUUUAUUUUUACGUAUAGUUACAAAUUGCUUAUUUAUAAUCUUGCAUGUGAGGUUUCACACUAUUUAUAAAUUUACCCUUUUGUCCUUGCUUGACACCAUUCAAAGUCUUCUCCGUACGUAAUGCUCCACUCACCAAAAUGCUCCCUGGGCUGUUGAGCUGCAGGCGGUGUGCAUCAGUCAUUCUGGUUUACAGUAUGUGACCAAAGUGCGACUUCCAGUCACUGAAGUUGUUCUAGACUGUGUCUCAAAAUGCCUGUUCUGCACUUCUUUCAUCUGUACUGUACCCAAUAAAGAUUUUGGUGGGUCAGCA
Ornithodoros turicata is the source of this 2673-nucleotide messenger RNA. RefSeq names its product E3 ubiquitin-protein ligase RNF217-like. Gene Ontology annotation, cellular component: ubiquitin ligase complex; cytoplasm. The coding region runs from base 478 to 1992 and encodes 504 amino acids. The record is from RefSeq and is a predicted model, not a curated record. The transcript has a single exon. Gene Ontology annotation, molecular function: zinc ion binding; ubiquitin protein ligase activity; ubiquitin conjugating enzyme binding. Gene Ontology annotation, biological process: positive regulation of proteasomal ubiquitin-dependent protein catabolic process; protein polyubiquitination; ubiquitin-dependent protein catabolic process. Lineage: Eukaryota; Metazoa; Arthropoda; Arachnida; Ixodida; Argasidae.